Electrophorus electricus (electric eel) is the source of this 2181-nucleotide messenger RNA. RefSeq names its product 6-phosphofructo-2-kinase/fructose-2,6-biphosphatase 2b (gene pfkfb2b). The record is from RefSeq and is a predicted model, not a curated record. Gene Ontology annotation, molecular function: ATP binding; 6-phosphofructo-2-kinase activity; fructose-2,6-bisphosphate 2-phosphatase activity. Gene Ontology annotation, biological process: fructose 2,6-bisphosphate metabolic process; fructose metabolic process. Gene Ontology annotation, cellular component: cytosol. Lineage: Eukaryota; Metazoa; Chordata; Actinopteri; Gymnotiformes; Gymnotidae.
CGCAAUAUUCGCAGUAAUACGGUAAGUGCGGUGACGCGCCUCUAGCAUGAUUUGGCUGGAUGUCAAGUGCGUCGCCGGUUUGAGCGAUACUGCCGGACGUCGAUCCUGAUACUCGAGUCGUGGGCUUUAGCAACAAUGAACCGGACUGAUUAAAGGCGGAGCUCGUUUUAGAAAUCACUCGCGACUGCCCAGUGCGCGGUGGUCAUGUUCUCGUAAAGCAGAAGGCUGCUGUCUUCCAGAAUGUCUGCGUGUUUGCAGCGAGAAACCGGUCUCCCCGGAUCCGGCGACGCCAAGAGAGCCGAUACCAGAGCCAACGGGAAGAAAUGCUCCUGGGCGUCUUACAUGACCAACUCCCCAACGCUGAUCGUCAUGAUUGGCCUUCCCGCUAGAGGCAAGACCUACAUGUCCAAGAAACUCACUCGCUAUCUCAACUGGAUAGGAGUUCCAACAAAAGUAUUUAACCUGGGGGUCUACAGAAGGGAUGCGGUCAAAGCCUACAAGUCUUAUGACUUUUUUAGGCAUGAUAAUGAAGAGGCCAUGAGAAUAAGAAAGCACUGCGCCUUGGUAGCCCUGCGUGAUGUGAAGACCUACCUGACUGAGGGAGGACAAAUUGCAGUCUUUGAUGGUACCAACACUACCCGGGAGAGGCGCGACCUCAUCCUGAAUUUCGUGAAGGAGAACGCAUUUAAGGUGUUUUUCGUGGAGUCGGUCUGUGAUGACCCAGAUGUUAUUGCUGCUAACAUCUUAGAAGUGAAGGUGUCAAGUCCAGAUUACCCAGAAGCACACAGAGAAAGGGUCAUGGAUGACUUCCUGAAACGCAUUGAGUGCUACCAAGUGACCUACCAGCCACUAGACCCUGACGACUACGACAAAUACCUGUCCUUCAUAAAAGUGAUGAACGUGGGCCGCCGCUUCCUGGUGAACCGCGUGCAGGACUACAUCCAGAGCAAGAUCGUCUACUAUCUCAUGAACAUCCGCGUGCACUCGCACUGCAUCUACCUGUGCCGGCACGGCGAGAGUGACCACAACGUGCAGGCCCGCAUCGGCGGCGACUCGGAGCUUUCUCCCCGUGGAAAGCAGUUUGCCGAAGCUUUGCACGGCUUCAUUGAGGAGCGCGGCCUGUCAGAUCUGAAGGUCUGGUCCAGCCAGCUGCGGAGGAGCAUCCAGACAGCGGAAACUCUUGGCGUUCCCUAUGAACAGUGGAAGAUCCUGAACGAGAUCGAUGCUGGAAUAUGUGAGGAAAUGACCUAUGAGAUGAUUCAGAAGUCUUUGCCAGAAGAGUUUGCACUGAGGGACCAGGACAAGUACCAUUACAGAUACCCUGGAGGAGAGUCCUAUCAGGACCUGGUCCAGCGCCUGGAGCCGGUCAUCAUGGAGCUGGAGCAGCAGGGCAACGUGCUGGUCAUCUGCCACCAGGCGGUCAUGAGAUGCCUCCUAGCUUACUUUCUGGAUAAGAAUGCAGAUGACCUCCCGUACUUAAAGUGUCCCCUCCACACUGUUCUGAAACUCACUCCUGUGGCUUACGGCUGCAAAGUGGAAACCUUUUACCUGAAUGUGGAGGCGGUGAACACCCACCGCGACAGACCAUUGGGAAAAGCUCGGAGGAGCCCAGCUACCCUGCUGCUCCGACGGAAUAGUUACACCCCUCUCUCCAGUCACGACCAGGUCAAACGGCCCCGCCUGUACAGCGCCGGCAACCGGCCGUGGCUCCCACUCGUCCCCUCCCCCUCCGCCCUGCACGUCCCUGACACGCCUGCGGGGGUGCUGCUGAGCCAAGAAUCCUUGCGUGAAGGAAUUGUCUCUGACAGCUCAGAAGACGUUGCUGACUGUUUCUACUUCUGAGUAGCACCGAAGGCCUUGAGCACCCAGUGCACAACCUGAGACUAACAUUCUUUAUAGCCCCAUCAUCCCACUGCACAGGAAGUCCAUAACCCUUUAAGAUGCCACAUGUAUCAGUUAAUACUAGUAACAUAUCAAGAUCACAUGUCAAUACUCAUGUCAAAUAUAAUAUAAUUUCUUGUCUAUUUAAAUCCUAAGAAUGCUGAGACUUUCACUUUAAAUCUUUUAUUUUGUAAAAUCCAAAUGACGAGCUGCACAGAUUGCUGUACAAAGAGUGUUUCGGGUAUAACACUUUAUUGGUGUUUUCAAGAAAGUGUAAAAUGUACUUCUCUGGAAAUUAUG